UAGUUCCAGUUUUUUUAGGUGGCAGCCGCUGCGAACAACUUCAAUCUAUUUUUAUUCUCGUAUUAUAUAUUAUAUGUUAAAGCUUUCAGUUUGGUUUCUCGUUCUCCUCGAAACUCGGUGACUCACUUGCCAUCCCAUUGACCCACGAACCAUGCUUCCCACAGGUGGUGCAAAAUAGUGAGACAAACUGAAACAGAGGUCUUUCGGCUGUUAGUUUUUGUAGAAGCAACUUUAAUCAUGCUUUGACUCUAGUCUAAACAUGGCUCAACUGUAUAUGCAAGUUAAUCUGAUGCAAUUUCCGAUUGGGAAAACAGACAUCGAAUUGACACUUAAUCUGAAGUUCUCAUUACUUUCCUAAAUGGAGCUCAAUGAAGAUCCUGGGCCAAUUGAUAAUUAUGUACUCUAUGAUCAAGAUAAUCAUGUUUCUUCAGCAGUUUGGGAUGGACAGGAGCGUGGUGUGCUUAGAUGCCAUGAACACACUACGAUGCUUGAUCAAUGGAAGCUCACACCUAAACAGAUUAAGUUAGUUGAGAAGGCUGGUUUUGGUUACCUACGAUUACUUCCUGCUAUUAGUCUUGACAAUGCACUGAUAGCGGCUUUGGUUGAGCGGUGGAGGAGAGAAACAAAUACCUUUCACCUAACUGUUGGAGAAUUGACAAUAACCCUUGAAGAUGUAGCAUUAUUACUUGGAUUGGCUAUUGAUGGAGAACCUGUGAUAGGUCCAAUAAGUGCACCAAGUUCAGUUUGUGAAAAAUUACUAGGGAGAGUACCAGAGGACCUGAAUGGUGGAAUGGUGAAGCUUACUUGGCUCAAAGAGUUCUUUUCUGAUUGUCCUGAAGAUGCUUCACCAGAAGAAACUGUGCGCUGUACUCGCGCUUACCUUCUAUACCUAGUAGGCAGUACAAUAUUUUCUACAACAACUGGGAACAAAGUCCCUGUUAUGUACCUUUCUUUGUUUGAAAACUUUGACAAGGCUGGGAAGUUUGCUUGGGGUGCAGGAGCAUUGGCAUUUUUAUAUAGAGCACUUGGCAAUGCCUCCCUUAAAUCUCAAAGCACCAUUAGUGGCUGUUUAACUCUAGUACAGUGUUGGUGUUAUUCUCGCCUCAAUGUUGGACUGCCAAAAUUUAAUCAAGAACCUGAUAAUAAUUGCUUUCCCUUUGUGCUUAAAUGGAAAGGGAAAAGUGGUUCGAGGACGAAAUGUAAUGUAGUGUCCUACAGAAAGGCAUUGGACUCUCUUAAUCCUUGUGAUGUACAGUGGCUUCCUUACAAGGAUAUGGACUGUACAACCAUACCAGAAGAUAUUAAAACUAGUCUGAUUUUACGGGAAUCUAGGACUAUGCUAUUGUGUUUUGACAAGGCAGAAAGGCACCUUCCAGAUCGUUGCUUAAGGCAAUUCGGCAUGCAUCAAACCAUCCCAAAAGAUGUGGAAAGGUGGGAGAGGAAGAGCCGUAUAGUGGAUCAUGGGGUAGACUUGAUGGGGAAAAUGGAGUUGGCUCUCAAAGAAUGGUCAGAGCGUUGGCUUCAUAUUGUUGAGGGUGGUGAUAUUGCAGAUGAAAAUGAGUACAUGCAGUGGUACCAGAAGAUUACUCGGAAAUAUAUUGGGAGAGUGACAUCAUCUCUGGAGUCAGAGUAUCAGAGAACAGUUACUGCUAUGAGGGAAAUUGCUAACAUUGCAGAUAUAGUCUCAACAGAAGGGUUGGAUUCUAAUAAUAGAGAUUUACUUGAUGAAGUGAAAAAUAUUGUGCAUAAAUGUUUGACAGAGCAACUUGAAGAAAUACCAAAGGAGAAAGUGAGAAAGAAGGGUAGUCGGAAACGUAGGCCAAAGGACCACCUGAGUAUGGAGUAUGAAUAGCACCAGAUUAUAGCAGUGACUGAAGCUGAUUCUGACUUUAGCCCACAGAUAUUUAUGACUUAAGGUUGGUAAAGGACGUAAGGUAUAUAUAAUCGAACGGUGAACAACACUAUAAGAACAUAUCCUAUAGAAGAGGAUGGCAUAUUUAUUAACGAUUAAAAAAAAAAUUUGAGGCAUUUGGAAGCAGAUAGUUAGUAAGUCAUUGCUGUAAAGCUCCAUUUGAUCUUUUAGUUCUAGGCAUUUAUCGGAUGUUUUCUUUAUUCCUUUCUUUGUUCUUGAUUUAUG
Messenger RNA from Gastrolobium bilobum, 2137 nucleotides. RefSeq names its product protein MAIN-LIKE 2-like. Gene Ontology annotation, biological process: meristem development; meristem maintenance. NCBI's taxonomy places the organism in Eukaryota, Viridiplantae, Streptophyta, Magnoliopsida, Fabales, Fabaceae. The record is from RefSeq and is a predicted model, not a curated record. The transcript is spliced from 7 exons. Bases 359 to 1852 code for a protein of 497 amino acids.